AACAAGAUCAAAGGCUCGGAUGCCGUCGGAUGUACUGAGCCCAUUCACUGGAUGUUCUCAUUCUGGAGGAGAAGACCGUCUAGAAACAUCUUCUGCUAAAAAAUUAACAGACAUAGGAAUUAGAAGAAUAUUUUCUUCAGAACAUGAUAUUUUCCGAGAAAGUGUAAGGAAGUUCUUUCAGGAAGAAGUGAUUCCUUAUCACUCAGAGUGGGAGAAAGCUGGAGAAGUGAGUAGAGAGCUUUGGGAAAAAGCUGGAAAGCAAGGACUGCUGGGUAUCAACAUUGCAGAGAAACAUGGUGGUAUUGGUGGUGACUUGUUCUCUACAGCUCUUACUUGGGAGGAGCAAGCAUAUUCAAAUUGUACAGGCCCAGGUUUCAGUCUUCAUUCAGAUAUUGUCAUGCCCUAUAUUGCAAACUAUGGCUCAAAAGAACAGAUUGAACACUUCAUUCCCCGGAUGACUGAGGGCAAAUGUAUUGGGGCCAUAGCAAUGACAGAACCUGGAGCUGGAAGUGAUUUACAAGGAGUAAGAACAAAUGCAAAAAAAGAUGGAAGUGAUUGGAUUCUCAAUGGAAGCAAGGUGUUCAUCACUAACGGGUGGUUAAGUGACGUUGUGAUUGUAGUUGCUGUCACAAAUCGUGAAGCUCGCUCUCCUGCCCACGGCAUUAGCCUUUUUCUGGUGGAAGAUGGGAUGAAAGGAUUUAUCAAGGGACGGAAGUUGCAUAAAAUGGGAUUGAAAGCCCAGGAUACUGCAGAACUAUUCUUUGAAGAUGUUCGAUUGCCAGCUGGUGCCCUACUUGGAGAAGAGAAUAAAGGUUUCUAUUACCUCAUGCAAGAGCUUCCACAGGAAAGGCUACUAAUUGCUGAUAUAGCAAUUUCAGCCUGUGAAUUCAUGUUUGAAGAAACCAGGAACUAUGUUAAGCAGAGAAAAGCUUUUGGAAAAACAGUUGCUCAUAUACAGACAGUACAGCACAAACUAGCAGAAUUAAAAACACACAUAUGUGUAACCAGAGCUUUCGUGGACAGCUGUCUGCAGCUUCAUGAAAAGAAACGCCUGGACUCUGCUACUGCUUCCAUGGCGAAAUAUUGGGCAUCUGAAUUACAGAACAGUGUAGCUUAUGAAUGUGUACAGCUGCAUGGAGGCUGGGGAUACAUGUGGGAGUAUCCUAUUGCAAAACAGGUUAAUACUCAUGUCAGCAAGAAUGGUGCCCUUCCGUUCUCCUUGUUCAUGUUGGAUCUUCAAGUAUCUUAUGUGUACUGCUUGUUACAUUUUUCCUUGGAAAUCAGAAUUCUUUUAAUGAAUGUCAACAGAGAAAACAUACCAUCAAAUGAUUUCAUGGCUUUACAAUUCAAUGAGGUCAAAAUCAACCCUGGUGACUCACAAGCUUGCUGGAGAUGGAACCCGGAGGGACCACCCCCUUGGGCUAGGCCAAGCGCUCCAUCAGUGCUCUACACCCCUCAGUUCACGUCAUUCACGUUAACCGACUUGUUCAGCUUCACAGACGUCGAACAGAAAACCAAUCAGAACAACGACAAGACAAACCACCUUGGAGUUGGAGGCCCGGAGGCGCCGGGGUGGGGCGGGGGCGCAGCCCGGUGGGCGAGGGGAGGCUGGGCCAGGUGCGGGACUUACGGAGGCUUUCCUUGUUCCCCGGCCAACUACCGGCCCGGGACGCCCGCCGCGGACGGGCCUCGGGCGCCGGGAGCGACGCCACCGACGUUCGCGGGCUGCACACGGCUCGCUCGGGCGGCUCCGGAUGCUUUAUUUAUUCGGGUAAAAUCACACACCGACCCCGACCCCGUCCGGACCAAAAUGCAACGUGCCGGGGGACGCGCGGGCCGGUCGGGCGUGAGCGGGCGCCCCGCAGCGCCGGGCCCGCACUCCGGCCCUCCUUCCCGCUUUACUUUUUCCUGUCACCGUGCUACCCGGCCCUAUGUGUGUCGUCGGGGGAUAUUUUCCAGGCUGGCACCGGGCAGGAGGAGAAAGGGGAUGCCGGAGGCUGGUGGAACCCAGCGGGAGGGGAGCUCGCCGUGA
Molecule: messenger RNA, 2032 nt
Organism: Dipodomys ordii (Ord's kangaroo rat)
Lineage: Eukaryota; Metazoa; Chordata; Mammalia; Rodentia; Heteromyidae
Gene: Acadl
Product: acyl-CoA dehydrogenase, long chain
Exons: 13
Coding region: 20-2032 (670 amino acids)
Biological process (GO): fatty acid beta-oxidation using acyl-CoA dehydrogenase; carnitine metabolic process, CoA-linked; long-chain fatty acid catabolic process
Cellular component (GO): mitochondrion
Molecular function (GO): flavin adenine dinucleotide binding; long-chain fatty acyl-CoA dehydrogenase activity
Source: RefSeq, a predicted model, not a curated record